GCCAGGAAUUCCUCAGCUAUUAGACUAUGAUGAAAUUCCUAGAGACAGCAGAGCAGAUGCCAUCCCAAUCCCCUCCCUCCUGUAUCAGCCUGUACCUGAUCUCCCUCCUAUACCAGAGCGAUGUCUGAGCUGGGACUACUGGGCGCCUGGAUGGUCCUCCUGCCCCGGGACUGAGCUCACCCCCCUUUUUUUUCUUUCCCCGCAGUGGGCAGAGGAGGAUUUUUGGAUGUCUUUUCCCCUAUUUGGAGAGGCGGGUUCAGCCCUGACGUGUUGUGUGUGUGCUGGGAGCUGAGCUCUGCAGUCCAGCCCCUACUCCACUUCCCAGCGGAUCCUUCCUUCCCUGACUUCCCGGACACUUCCAGGACCUCUCCGCAUGGAUUGUACCCCCUAGGCUGCACUGUAUGGAAUUCCUUCUGGAUCUCCUCCUGGGCACCUGUAUGACUUCAUAUGCUCUUUGGACACUUACCUCCGCCUCGUCUACACUCAGUUGUAGGUGACGAUGAUGGUCCGGUUCCUGAUUGGCUUCCUGCUUCCGCUGGCGAUAUUCGCGGCUCCGCCUCCCAUUAACCGGUUGGCCCUUUUCCCGGAUAAGAGCGCCUGGUGCGAGGCCAAAAACAUCACCCAGAUCGUCGGCCACAGCGGCUGCGAAUCCAAAUCCAUCCAGAACAGGGCGUGUCUGGGCCAGUGCUUCAGCUACAGCGUCCCCAACACCUUCCCGCAGUCCACCGAGUCCCUGGUGCACUGCGACUCCUGCAUGCCGGCCAAGUCCAUGUGGGACGUGGUGACCCUGGAGUGCCCGGGGAACGAGGAGGUGCCGCGGGUGGACAAGCUGGUGGAGAAGAUUCUGCGUUGCAGCUGCCAGUCCUGCGGGAAGGAGCUCAGCCAGGAGAGCGCCAUGUUUAACGUUUACCUGAACACGGCGGAGGAGACCCUCUCCCCGGCCGAGAACAUCGGACGCCACCAGCACCAUCAGGAAGAGGAGACGCCCCCCACGGCCCAACGCGACGGCGAGAGCGAGGAGUGAGCCGCCCCCCCCCCCCGCCAAGCUUCAAAAGACUUGUCCCUCCCGCGCGUAGGUGGACGCUCCGCCAUGGCCAACCGGCGCCCAACGUUCCACAGACAGAGACUGCAACACGUAAACUUUUUCCAUGCCGGAGAGUCGGAGGGGCUCCCGGCGAGACCCAAAAUUAAAAACCAAAGUCCCCCCCCGAUUCCUUCCCGUCCCCAUCGUGGCCGGAAACCAGGAUAUCGGUCAGUUCUGUUGGUUGCCCCAUCGCCACCCGACUGCAACGCCAAGAUGUAUGCCAAGACCUGACCUAUCAUGAAAUUUUACACUUCGUGCCAAUCGGUUUACGUCAACCGGACGACGGCGUGGAUCUGCCAGUUGCGCCAAAUCAGAUCUUGAAGGGGAGCUCCACCACCUAAAAGACGCAAAGUCAGUCGGCAAGAGUCACGAGGUCAACAAGUUGGAAAUAUCAGGAGGGAGUUUAGAUUUCCCCGGCCCAUUAUUAAAAAGGCUCUCGUGGCCGAGGGUUCCAGACCUCCCCCCUCCCCCCUUAUAUCUGGCCUCACAAUUGGGCGGAAAUUUGUUUAGUUGCGAAUUCGUUUUUUUUUUACGUUUUUUUUACAUUUCCGAAUUUUCGGGUUUUUAGAUUUCCGAAAUUGCAAAUUUU
Molecule: messenger RNA, 1673 nt
Organism: Rana temporaria (common frog)
Lineage: Eukaryota; Metazoa; Chordata; Amphibia; Anura; Ranidae
Gene: NBL1
Product: NBL1, DAN family BMP antagonist
Exons: 5
Coding region: 500-1024 (174 amino acids)
Biological process (GO): animal organ morphogenesis
Molecular function (GO): BMP binding; receptor ligand activity
Source: RefSeq, a predicted model, not a curated record